ACAUCCGGCCGCGCGCAGCUUCCUGGGAGUUGGAGUGCAUCUACUGCCGGUAGGUCGGCUUCUGCCCGGCCGACGUGAGACAGGGUUGCGGGUUUCUCAAACCGGAGGUCUGCUGGGAAACAGUCGCGGCAAGGAUUCCCGUUACACUCAUGGCGACUUAUAGCUUGGCAAACGAGCGGCUGAGGGCCUUGGAAGAUAUCGAACGGGAGAUAGGGACCAUCCUGCAGAGCGCCGGAAACGUGAUCCUGGAGCUGUCCAAGGAGAAGGCAAACGAGCGGCUGCUGGACCGGCAGGCGGCAGCCUUCACCUCCUCUGUGCAGCACGUGGAGGCCGAAUUGUCAGCCCAAAUCCGAUACCUGACCCAGGUAGCAACUGGCCAGCCUCAUGAGGGUUCCAGCUACUCAUCAAGAAAGGACUGCCAGAUGGCACUGAAACGAGUAGAUUAUGCUCGAUUGAAACUUAGUGAGCUGGCACGGACCUGUGAACAGGUGCUGGAGACCUAAAGCAGGGCAGAGGCCCUUCUUUUCCCCUCUUCCAUACCUCUGUUGUCUUGGACAAAGUAAGAGAAGUAAUUCAGGCCAUGAUACUAAGUACGGAGAAGAGUGAAGAGAAGUAGGUGGUGUCCCACCAGACUUCACCACUAAGAAAAUCCAUGGGAAAGAGAAAAGAUAACGACUUGCUUCACUCAAGAAAUCUCCACAAAUUACCUCUUAAGCCAGAAGUUGAAGAUCCUAAUAUACAACUUCUUUCUUCCACCCUACAUUUCCAUUAUCCCGUAAUACUUUUGGGUUCUUCUUGCCACCUCCGUCUAGCUCAGACACACAAAAUGGGCAAGAAGAUCUGACUAUUUUUAAUAAGCCUAUAUUUUCCAUGCAUUAUAAGAUAAGAGAGGAUAAGGGCAUCUAAUUAGAGUUCAAGGUCAUAUGAGGGGUGGAAAGCAGGGCAGUAGCUUGAUACUGAGGUGGGAAGCAAGAAGAGUAAAUUAGUUGACUUUGGUUAGGUACAUUCUAGAGAGUAGAACAGUAUAGGGGGAGAUAUUGAUGGGAUGUACUUGGGGGAAGACAAAAUUGUCAAGCAGAAGAGGAUUUCUGGGAGACAUUGCAGAAUAGACUUAGAAAUUAGAAAACAAUCACCUUUAAUGAAACUAAUGCCAAAUCUUUACAUUCAAUGGGAGAAGCAAAUAUUAUUGUAGAAUAGUUGCCUUGGGAGAAAAGCCUUGCUGUUUCCGGAUGGCUGAAGCAUGACUUAUAUCAAGGAGUUGGGUUGAUCUGUCUCACAAGGGAUUAUCAGCUGAAAACCUAAAAAGAUGAGACAAAAGGGAGGCUAGACCCCUGAAGAGAACGGGAGCUGUGGGCAAUGUGUAGUGAGAGUUAUUCCUAUAAGGGCUGUGGAAGUAGGCAACAAAACCAUAUACAAUCUGGGCUCUGCCUCUCUCCAACUUUAUUUCCUCUGCUUUAGCAAAACAGGCCUAUUAAUGGAUCUUAGAAUAUAUUUCUGUCUUUGUUCAAA
Molecule: messenger RNA, 1509 nt
Organism: Trichosurus vulpecula (common brushtail)
Lineage: Eukaryota; Metazoa; Chordata; Mammalia; Diprotodontia; Phalangeridae
Gene: MED11
Product: mediator complex subunit 11
Exons: 3
Coding region: 150-503 (117 amino acids)
Biological process (GO): regulation of transcription by RNA polymerase II
Cellular component (GO): mediator complex
Molecular function (GO): transcription coregulator activity
Source: RefSeq, a predicted model, not a curated record